GCAGGUUGUGCGCCAUGACUCUGGAGGCUGACUUCAACACUGUAGCAGAAAAAGUAAAAAAACUAAAGACCAAACCAACUGAUGGUGAACUAAGAGAACUGUAUAGACUGUACAAGCAGUCGACCGUGGGAAAUAUUUAUAUUGAGUGUCCUGGGAUGCUGGAUUUGAAGGACAAAGCAAAAUGGGAAGCAUGGAACCUUAAGAAAAGUAUGUCAAAAGAAGAUGCCAUGAAGGCUUACAUUUCUAAAGCAAAUGAGAUGAUAGAGAAAUAUGGACUGUAGAUUUUCUUUGAACAAUCAGUUCAAAGGCAAGGGCACUACUCAUUUUCAGACUGAUAUGAACAAUCAUUAUUUGC
This is a messenger RNA of Lacerta agilis (Sand lizard), 355 nucleotides long. Its product is annotated as acyl-CoA-binding protein homolog. Gene Ontology annotation, biological process: fatty acid metabolic process. Gene Ontology annotation, molecular function: fatty-acyl-CoA binding. The record is from RefSeq and is a predicted model, not a curated record. NCBI's taxonomy places the organism in Eukaryota, Metazoa, Chordata, Lepidosauria, Squamata, Lacertidae.